AUGGUGAUGAGAUCUGAGAGUGGUUUUGACGAGGAUGUUUAUAGGAAGGUGUUGGUUCCGAACGCUUCUAGGAACACUUCCUACGUGCAGCUCGUGAACAACUCCGCAGACUUGAAGGCUUUGUGUAAAAAAUAUGUCCCCUUCUGGUCAGAUUUGGACGACGGGGAGAUUGAAAUAAGUUUAAUCACCAUAGCGUUGACGAAUAAAGUUUACAUGGUCCGGGUCCAGGACCCGGACCCCGCGUCAAGACGGCUGGACAAGGUCCUCCUGCGUGUCAUCGGCGAGGACAAGCGAGUGUUAUACAACAUUGAGCAUCAGAAUGAAGUGUUUAAACUCCUGAGUGAGUACGGGUUUUGUCCGAAAAUGAUUAACCAAUUCCCGGGCGGGAGAAUUGAAACUUGGAUCGAGGGCUUUGUCCUACACUCGCCAAAUUUAUUUAAUUUAUCUGUUCUCACCUCUGUGGCCACGCUUUUAGCAAAGUUACAUAAAAUCAUUACGAAAGUUGCGCCCAAGGAGUGGGACAGGACACCCUCACUACUCAGCAAAACCGAGGAGUGGAUACCCAAAUGCCAUGAAAUUAACAGGAAACUUAAUCUAAAAAUUGAUAUCCACGAGAUGGACCAACUCUUCAACGAAUAUAAACUUUUUCUCAACAAUUAUUUAGUACAACAUAAUAACAGUGGGAAUAAUAAUUUGGAGGUGAGAAAUUGUGAAAAUUCGGAAAAAUUACGAGAAAAAAAAAUAAAUGCAAAAGUUGAUCGGGCUAGCCAAAAUAAAUUUUCCACCCACAAUUGCUGCUAUCACACCAACGGUACUACUCACACUGUUAACACUGUUAAUACUGUUAAUAGUAAUAAUAGUAAUAAUACUGUGGAUAGUAAUAAUAGUAAUGAUACGGUGGAUAGUGUGGGUGGUGUGGACGAGGAGUUGUGUGAGGGUGUGAGGUAUGGAAUGAGGGUGGUGUUUUGUCAUAAUGAUAUGCAUAUAAAGAAUUUUAUCGCAACGUAUGAUGGGUUAACGUUGAUAGACUUUGACUACAGUUCGUUCAACUAUGUUGGAGCUGACAUUGGUUACUUUUUCGUUGAAAGUAACUUUGACUACGACGUUGACGAGUAUCCUUUUUUCCGUAUUGACCGGUCACUUGAACUUUCCUACGAGUUAAAGACCAUGUUCGCCAGUGUAUACUUAUCGGAGUCACUGGGCUGCAAUGUGCUACCCAGUAGAAAAGAUAUCAUCGAUCCCUUUUUAGAAUCCGUUGAAUUGUUCUCAAUAGGCACUCUCAUAUUCUGGGCAUACUGGGGGAUACUAAUGAAAUCGAUGAGUGGAACGAAUGAUAAAUUUGACUACAUCGAGUACACUAGACUAAAAAUCGAACUCUUUAAAGAAAAAUUCAAUGAAUUUAAAAAACACAACACUUAAUAUACAUUUUACACACUA
This is a messenger RNA of Theileria parva strain Muguga, 1437 nucleotides long. It is a transcript of the gene CHKB, whose product is annotated as Choline/ethanolamine kinase family protein. Gene Ontology annotation, molecular function: ethanolamine kinase activity; choline kinase activity. Lineage: Eukaryota; Apicomplexa; Aconoidasida; Piroplasmida; Theileriidae. Bases 1 to 1419 code for a protein of 472 amino acids. The transcript is spliced from 2 exons. Gene Ontology annotation, cellular component: cytoplasm. The record is from RefSeq and is a predicted model, not a curated record. Gene Ontology annotation, biological process: phosphatidylcholine biosynthetic process; phosphatidylethanolamine biosynthetic process.